AUGGACGCGCGUGUGGAUUUUGACAUCAACGAGGCGAUUAAGCUGUUCGACAGCGAUCCCUCCACGAUUCCCACUCCCGAAGCCCCGCAGGCGCUGCAAGACUGUGAGGAUGAGCCCGAGUCGCUGUCAUCGCCCGGAUUGAUCAACAGUGAGCUGAAUCCUGUCGUCGAUGCCGUGGCCGAGAGUCCAGAUGCCAUUACUCGCAGCUCUGUAUUUGACACACUGCAAUUUCUCUUGAAGUGCGUGCCUGCAUAUCCAAAGCUUGCCAAAACAUAUGACACGGAACCUAACUGUAAACUGUUGCGACUCUCUAGACACUCGUCGCAGAUACCACCCGCCAUACUCAGCAAGAUCCUUGACCUAAUAUCCUCUGCACUAUCGACACAAGCCGAUAUCAUCCAUGCAGACCUCGAAACCGAAGAGCAAGAUGCCAUCCCCCACCAUAAGAACAUCCUGGAGAUGUAUGGAUUCCUCCUCCGAUGGACCAUAUCCGCCCUCGAGACAAGAGCACUUGAGAAGUCAGCGUCCGCGCCGGCAGCGAGGGGGCGGGGUAAAGGCACAAAGACAAAAGCAACAGGCGGCAAAGAAGCCACCUGGGAUGCUGCUGCACAAUUGGAGACUGCCCUUGAUCGUAUGAGCAAGGUACUGAGGCUCAAGCUGGGCCGCAUCUUUGUUACCACGUCGGAGCGAGACACCUUCAUCGGCCUCUUCACAAAGCCGGUAUACCACAUCUUGGAGAAUGAGGCUAGAGUGAAGAACAACGUGAUACGAAACCAUUGCUUCAGAGUAUUAUGUUUUGCUGUCAAAUCACAUGGACACGCAUACACCGCGCAGACGUCCAUCAACCAGAGUCUCACUUACUUUGAGCACCUGUCCGAACCCAUGGCCGAGUUUCUCUUCACCCUUGCAGAUGCAUUUGAUUAUCCGCAGCUCACCGAAGACGUCCUAAAGGACAUCAGCAGCAAGGAAUUUAGCUCCACUGAUCUGAAAGGGCCCAAAUCAAUCUCGACCUUUCUUACCAAAAUAUCCGAGCUUACCCCACACCUUGUCAUUCGGCAAAUGACAUUACUCGCCAAUCUAUUGGACAGCGAAUCCUAUACCCUCCGCUGUGCCCUCAUCGAGGUGUGCGGAAACCUGAUCACCAUGCUUAGCAAGCUCAGCCAGGACGACCGCAGCGAGAACCACAAAGCUCAAAUUCGCAUCUUCUUCGAUGUGCUUGAGGACCGGUUCCUUGAUAUAAACCCUUAUUGCCGUGCUCGGGUAAUGCAGGUCUAUGUCAGGCUUUGUGAUCUGGAACAAAAGUAUCCCAAGCGCAGACAAAAGGUUGCCGAGUUGGCUGCAAGGAGUCUUGAGGACAAGAGCAGCAACGUCCGUCGUAAUGCUGUCAAAUUGCUUGCAAAGCUCAUCUCCACCCACCCAUUUACUGCCUUUGACGGCGGUUUAUUGUCGACCAAAGACUGGACCCAGCGCCUGGAUGAGUGUGAAGCCCAAAUCAACGCCUUGCAGCCUCCCGAAGAGCUAAGAGAACGGGCUCCAGCCGAUCAGACUGUAGAUGAGUCUCUCUUGCAAGAUGCCACACAAGCCGACAAUAUGGAUGUUGUAGGGCCAAAGCAUCCUUCUGAGUUGACCGAGGAAGAAAAAGCUGCUGCGGUUGAAAAGGCCCAGAAAGACGCGGCGACUGCACAAGAGCUUGAGAAAUUCCAGGCUGUGCGCAAGUUCCUGUUGGAAGCGCUCAAAUUCAUUGAAGUGAUCAACGACGCCGCUGAGGUAGUCACUCAAUUGCUAUCAUCCAAGAACAAGAGUGAAGUCAUAGAAGCCAUGGACUUCUUUACCACGAUCGAUGCCUACAAGAUUGCAAAUGCGAAGCUUGGUAUUAGAAGGAUGUUGCGCUUGAUCUGGACCACUGGCAACAGCGACGAAGGAAAAGGUGUUCAGACUCAUCUGCUUGAGUGCUACAAGGGCUUAUUCUUCGAUGCACCACCCGGAUUCGAUGACAACGCAGUUGCCAACUAUAUCUCAAAGAACAUGAUCAGUCUGACUUUUGGCACCACGCCGGCCGAACUCACCUCUCUCGAGCAGCUUCUCAGUACUAUGAUGAAGCAAGGCCUGGUUAAUGGUUUGGUCAUUCAGAAGCUGUGGCAAAUUUAUGGUUACCAAAAAAAGGACAUCUCCAAGAACCAACGUCGAGGGGCUAUCAUUGUUUUAGGCAUGCUUGCGCUCUCAUCUCCAGACAUUGUUGUGCAAGAAAUGGAAGCUUGUCUUCGCAUUGGCCUAGGCGAACUCGGCAGACGGGACUUGGGCCUGGCUCGAUACACUUGUAUAGCCUUACGCCGCAUGAGCCCACCACCAGGGAAGCAAGCCUCAAACGAUGCACCUGUAAAGACGGUAAAACUCCCAAACGACCACGCAGUCCUGGUUAGGUUGGCUGCCAUGGCAGAGAUGGCUUCCGACAGCAAAGAGUGGUAUGGUGUAGCAGAGCAAGCCAUCAGCGCCAUCUAUGUACUUUCCAAACAUCCAGAUGUUCUUUGCUCUGACAUCAUUCGAAAAGUCACCAAACGUGUGUUUGCAGGACAGACAAAGCCCCAAUCGCGGCCGACAUCAAGCUCAAGCGCUGCAGAGCCAAAAGAUGAAGAUGAGGAAAUGCCAGAUGCGCCUACGGUUGAGCACACACCAACGAAGAAGCAGAAUUCAGCACUUGCGUUAUCCCAGCUGCUAUUCGUCGUGGGUCAUAUCGCGAUUAAGCAAAUAGUUCACCUUGAACUCUGUGAGCUUGAGUUCAAGCGGCGGAAGGCUGAAAAGGAAAAGAAGACAGCACCCACGCCCCGGCAAUCCAUGGCAUCUACAGUCGGUCCUACACCUAUCAAGAAAGGCCGCAAGAGGGGUGCCACAAAAGAGCCGACUCCGGCGCCCGAAGAAGCAAAUGAGCUGGAUCUCAUGGCAGGAACUACAGAGGAUGAUUUCACUGAAGCCAUUGCACACAUCCGCGAGUGCGAGCUUUUGUAUGGCCCACAAUCCUUGCUCGCAAACUUUGGCCCGCUAGUGGCAGAUAUCUGCGCGAAUAAUACAUCCUACAAUCACCCGACACUGCAAGCGCAGGCAGCGCUAUGUUUAGCCAAGCUCAUGUGCGUAAGCUCAGAAUACUGUGAAACCAAUCUCGGCCUGCUUCUCACAAUCCUCGAACGAAGCCAAGAUGCUGUCGUCCGCAGUAACCUGGUCGUCGCCCUAGGAGACAUGGCUGUCUGCUUCAACCAUCUUAUCGACGAGAAUACCGACUUCCUCUACCGCCGCCUCAACGACGGUGACCCCAGCGUCAAGCGAACAUGUCUGAUGACACUCACCUUCUUGAUUCUUGCCGGACAGGUCAAGGUCAAGGGUCAGUUGGGAGAGAUGGCAAAGUGUCUCGAGGAUAGCGACAAGAAGAUUGCAGACAUGGCACGCAUGUUCUUUACUGAAUUGUCGACAAAAGAUAAUGCGGUGUAUAACCAGUUUAUCGACAUGUUCAGUGUACUCAGCGCGGAUUCUGCGCUGAGCGAAGAUGCGCUCAAGAGGAUCAUCAAGUUCUUGGCCGGGUUUAUUGAAAAGGACAAGCAUGCUAGACAGCUCGCUGCCAAACUUGCUUCCAGGCUGCCGAGAGCGGAGAACGAGAGACAGUGGAAUGAUGUCGCGUAUGCUUUGGGCCAGUUGCAGCACAAGGAUGAGGAGAUUCAGAAGAUGGUUUCUGACGGUUUUAAGGUUGUACAGGCUAAUGCUUGA
Molecule: messenger RNA, 3753 nt
Organism: Pyrenophora tritici-repentis Pt-1C-BFP
Lineage: Eukaryota; Fungi; Ascomycota; Dothideomycetes; Pleosporales; Pleosporaceae
Product: Chromosome condensation complex Condensin, subunit D2
Biological process (GO): mitotic cell cycle; meiotic chromosome condensation; mitotic chromosome condensation
Cellular component (GO): nucleus; condensed chromosome, centromeric region; condensin complex
Molecular function (GO): histone binding
Source: RefSeq, a predicted model, not a curated record